This is a messenger RNA of Ectocarpus siliculosus, 3462 nucleotides long. Lineage: Eukaryota; Phaeophyceae; Ectocarpales; Ectocarpaceae. The record is from the annotation of a GenBank genome assembly.
AUGGAGAGCGUGCGUGAAUCUUCAUCGCGAAGACGACGACAGCACCCGCCAAUAACCACCACAGCUACUACAACCUCGAAGACGUCAAGGUCAACACCGCGUCGGCGGCGGAGGCAGCCACGUCCCCCCACUCCAACCCCCACAUCGGACGACGAAGCACAAGAGACACGCCCAACGAUUGGGCGAGAUGCCGCCGCCUACAUGCGACAGGCGGACGCCGGGAUAGGGACGAGACGUGUCUUGGAGUUCGCGCGCGGUGACGCUGCUCUGCGGGAGUCUGCGGCGGCGUUAUCAGGGGGCACCGCCGAAUCAUGGAUGAGCGGUAGCGGAGGCGGAGGCGACGAGGAAGGGUUGGGCCUUCUGCGGCAGCAGCUUUCAGCGGUGCAACGGAUACGGAUCGAGCACGAGCGGAAAGACGCGACGAUUGCCGCGCUGAGGCUGGAGGCGAGUGCCGACACCGCGCGUCGCUGUACUCGCGAGGAAGAAGCCUGGAGGAAGCAGCUCCGGGACAUGCAGGAGCAGUGCCGGGCGGAGAGAGAUCGUGCUGAGGAGCUGGCAGCGUUGGAACCCGCCCUUGCCAAGGCCAGGUCGGAGGCGGUGGCGGCAGCGGCAGCGGCAGCGCGGGACGAGGCUGGUCGCGCGGAGGCCGAGUUUCGUGCGGGAACCAUCACGGAGAGGCUCAACGCGGAGAUGGAGAGGGAGCGGGCGAAGUCGAGGGGUUUGGAGGACAAGUUGCGGGUGCUAGAAGAGGAACUGGCCGGCGCGAACAGGCUGAUCCCGGAGGUGAAGUCGAUACAGGGGGCCAACGAGGCACUGCGCGCCGAGCUCGUGGUCGCUAGCGAGCGGCGCUCGGAGGUGGAGCUGGAGCUGGCGCAGCUGAAGGUGUACCGUCCGCUCGUGGAGCGCGCGGACUUCAUCGACCGGAGACGGGUCGCCGCCGAGGAAGGGCUGCGAGCGGCCACGGCGGAGCUCUCUCGGGAGAGGGAUGCCCUGGCGGCGGCGAAGGACGGGGCCGCGGAGCUCCGGCUGGCGCUGGAGCGACGGGAGUUAAGGCUAGCGGAAGCUGAGGCGGAGGUGUCGAGGGCCGCGGCGGAGGCGGCGGCGGACAGAGCUAGCGCGGAGCUGGGGGAUAUUCGCGGUUUCCUCGUGGAGCUGUCGGCACUGUUGGCGCGCAGCAACGCGGAGGCGGCCAGCGAUGGGGAGGCCUCCCCUGGUUGGAGCACGAACGGCAGCAGCACCAUUCCCCCGUCGGCCAGCGAUGCGCCAGGCGCUGGUGCUGGUGCUGGUGGUUGCGUGAAGGUCGUCGCCGCCAUCUCGGCGGGGGUGAAAGGCCUGCUGGCUGAGCGAACGGUAGCGGCCAGCGCUCUUCGUGAGCUGGAUAACCGCUUUUCGCAAGGAAAGAGAGAGGCGGAGGAGGCGAGCGCGGACACUCGGGACCGCGACACGGCGCACAGGGAGCAGCUGGUGGAGUUGAGGAGCUGGUGCGAAUCGGAGGUGGAGGCGCAAAGGCGGGCGAAGAGAGCGGCCCAGACCGCCGCGGACUGCGCCCUCCGCGACCUGUCGACCGCAAGGAGGCUGAUAUCGGACUUUGAGAAGGAGAAGGCGAGAAUCUCGGGCAACGCGGUCGCCCUGAACGCCCGCCUAUCGACGGUUACCGAGGAGGCGUCUGCGGCGAAGAACGGCCUGCGGCUUCUCGCGAGGGCCUGCUGGCCGCUGCUAGAGCGCUGCCGUCUGCUGGCGGAGCACAAGCGGCUGCUGGCGAAGUGGCACGACUCUUCGGCAGCGGCGGCGGCAGAUGGGGCGGCGGCGGCGGCGAGAAGAGGAGGCGGCGCCAUGUUAGGCGCGGUGGCACGACGACCAAGAGCGGGAGGUCGUGGGGGUGGGGUGGGGGGCGGCGCAGCAUCGACGGAAGCGGCAGCAGACGCAGCAGCUCCUGGUUCCCAGCAGCCGACCAUGGUGCUGAUUAUCGACGGACUGAGGUCUUUGGUCGACGCCCUCAGCCAGGACGGCGAUGAAGAGGAAGGUCAGGCCGGGAGAGGGCUCGGGUCCGAGAACGGGGGAGGGGACCCCCCCGCGCCGGCUUCGCGUGCGCACGGCACUCCGCGGAGACCGGGGUCAAGCGAAGGCGGCGGCGGUUGCGGUGAGGUCGGAGACACGGCAGGGAACGUUCACAACCACCAGCACCAUGACAAGCGGCAGCAGCGGCGGCCUCUGGUGUCCCUUCGCGCGACCUGCAUCGCCGCCGUGGCCGUUCAGCGGCUGGUGCGGCUGGCCGCGUGCCGAGCGUCGCGGAGAGAGGCUGCGAGGGCGGCGUCGGCGGCAGCAACCGCAAACAGCAGUCAACCCGACCCGCCACCGCCACCAACAGCAGCAGGCGGUCGCCCGAGUCCAUCGCGACACGGGGACGCCGGCAUCGGUGAGGCCAUCAUCCCGCUGGGACCGCGGGGGUCGGGCGGCGGCAGCGGCGGCGGCGGCGUGCCCAUGCUCCUCGAUACCCAGGUCGUCUCGCCCGGCUCGAUGUCGCUCGCGUUGAUGUCCCUCCUCGGUGACCACAGCAAGGACGGUACCGGCGACCCGAGUCAGGCAGGCGGCGUGGCUUGCCGAGGUGACGGUGGCGGCGGCGGUGGUGGUGGUGGUGGUGGCAGCGGCGAUGGAGAGCGGUGUAUGGGGCUCCUGGGCGCGCUGGUCGUCGUCGACGCCGGAAACAUCUCCUCCGCCGCCGCAACAGGAGAAUGGUUCGGAAGAGGAUUCGAAGGGACGGCGGUGGAGACGGGUGCGGCGAGAGAUGCCGCUGGCCGGACGUCGUUGCUGGAGGUGCUUGCGGGAGGGCAGGUCGGCCACUGGCGACGAGUUGAGAAGCGGGGCUUGGUGCCUUGGGCUGGUAGCGGCGGUGGUAGCGGGAGCGAUCCCCGCCUGCUGGGUGGUGCGUCUCGAGUGGUGGCUAGCCGAUGCGCAAGGCACCACGGACAAGACGUUUGGAAGGCCUGGCAGGAGCGCGCCGCGGCCGAGGAGGCGUGUUCGCUCCUGGGGGCCACGCGGAGGGGAACAGCCGCGCUCGCGCGUCUGGCCGGGGAGGCCGAGCGCCGGUUGCUGGAGAGCGAGGCUGGCAGGCUGCAGGCGAAGGCCGAGGUGGAAGCCUUGGAGGCGAGCAAGCAGGCGCUGCGCGUGGCUCUCGAGAAGAAAUCCGAGCUGGUGUCCUUCCUGGAGGAGCGGGUGCAGAUGAUGGAGGGAGAGGCGUCGGGCACGGUGCCUGCCGCCGCGCUAGCCGGCACCGAGAAGGCGCUCACGGAGUCACUUGCCGAGGUGGAAACCUUGCGUGUUCGAUCAGCCUCGCUCUACGCAGAGCUGGCCGAGGCAUCUGCGCAGAGGAAGCGAGAGGCACGGCAGGCGCGCAAGGGAGCACAAGUGGCCAACCAGGAGAAGGUGGUUGGACGAGUUGAAGGGCUUUUUUUUCGUUUAUAG